AUCCUUUUUUGUACGAGAUUUCAUUGACUUUAAAAUUUUAUUUGCCAUCGUUUCGUCUGGCGCGGAGCUACCAAAGUCACCUGACACUGCGACAAACAUAGCGGCGCGUUUCGUGUCACAUUCGAAGCCUGCUUGCGCACUUUCCAGGAGAGGGCAACGCGACAUUGAGAAAGAAGAGGUUAGGCGUUGUCCGACAAGAGUUGCCUUGGGACACGCAUGCAUUUGUCUAUGUUCUCAUUGGUGAGUUAACAUGUCAAGCGUGCCGAUAAACUUAAGAUAUUCUUUUUUGUCUUCUGAUUCCACGCAUGAGGUGUUUCCUCUCCCCGACUGCGUGACGAAUCCAAGGACUCCAGAUCCGUUCUGGAAUGGCAGCGUUGGCCUGGACGUACCGAUAGUGAUAGAUUUUGGCUCGUAUCAUGUUCGCGCGGGUUUUGCGAAUCAGUCUGAUCCGUUUUUGGAUUUCCCGACCAUUUACGCGAGGUAUCGUCCGAACACGUUGUCGAGUGGGAGCAUGUUCGUGCUGGGUAUUCCGAACAGCGGCGGAGAAGACGACGUGGGAACGACGACGGCGGUGGGCAACGACACGCUCCACUUGCCCCCAGCCACGCGCAAGUCGUCUCCCUUCGACAUGAACGUGCCCUAUCACCAGGCGGGCGUCGAGUUUUUGCUGGACCAUACCUUCAUACACACGAUCACUUGUAAUCGCCCGGGGGGGUUGGAAGACGGGUUGGACCAGACGCCGAAGCCCAAGAGGUACGCUGGGGCGUACGCGAGGCAGGCCAGCAAGGUGGGCAACAGCAGGUCGCACGCGGAGAGCAGGUACUACGACGGGAGCGUGUGCCACUCGGUGGUGAUGACGGAGGCGCCGCUGAUACCGAGGUACAGUCGGAGUCAGUUGUUGCAGCUGUUGUUUGAGUGUUACAACACGCCGGGCGUUUGUUUUGGGAUUGACGCCUUGUUCGCGUUGUUGUACGACCACUAUCACAACUACCGAGGGACGAGGGUGACCAACUGCAUGAAGGCGAGCGCGUCCUACUCGGCGUCGUCGUUUCGCAGCGGUCCGUCCAAGAAGAAGGGUCAGGCGCAGUUGGGCGCGCAGGGGGGGUCCGCUGGCAGGGGGUACGAGUCCGACUCGCUCUAUUUCGAUUGGACGGUGGGCGAGAAGGGUUUGGAUUACCAGGACCGCGCGGUGGGCGCGAGGUUGGAGUACCCGGAGACGGCGCUGGUGCUGUCCAGCGGUUACGAGUGUUCUCACAUAUUGCCGGUCGUCAACGGUUGUUUGGACGUGCAGAACGUCUUGAGGGUGAACGUGGGAGGUCACCAGUCGACGGAGUUGCUGAACAGGACGGUGCAGCUGAAGUAUCCCCAGCACCGCGCGACGUGGAACCGGUUGGCGGCGAGCGGCGGGUUGUCGCUGGGCUACUCGGUGUCAGAGGCCAUCAAGGAGCAGCACGGCUUGGUGGCUCUGGACUACUUGGAGACUCUGAGGAGGUUGCAAGCGUACGAAUUUUCGCUGUCUUCUUUUCAGGGCGGCGGGAGCGGCCAAAAGAAGAGGUACGACGCCUAUCGGUCGGCGGAGGCGCCGCUUUCGAAGUUGGAGUCCGAGCUGUGCGCCGAGGCGGGCGCCCAGGAGGCGAGGGCGGGCGGGUCGGACGGCAGGGAGGCGGACGGUCGGGGCGCCGCGGCCGACGCGGAUCCCUCGAUGCUGGUCCGAUACAUUCAGCUGCCGUACGAGCCCAGCCCGGUUCACACGCUGACGGACGAGGAGAGGGCCGAGCGCGAGGCGAACCGCAUUCAGAACGCGAUACGGAUCAAGGAGACGACCCGGCGGCGCCGAGAGGAGAAGAUGGCCGAGCGCCACUUGAGACUGAUGGAACUGGAGGAGCUCAUGGACUUUCGAGCCGGGCUGUCCUCGGUGGAGGACGAGGAGUGGAAGGAGUUCUUGCUGAAGCUGAAGUUCAAGGAAUCGGACAUCCACACGGCCUGUCUGGGGGGCCCUCGCGACCGCGUGGAGGCGGAGAUGAGGCACAUUCAGCGGUCCCUGGAAAAGUACCUAGACGAGCUGGCGAGUCAGGUGAUCCCCUCGAAGCUGGCGUGGAAGAACAAAAAGGCCGUGGAGAGCGCCCUGCGGAAGGCGACGAGCGAGCUGGAGACGCGGUUCCCCCUGCUGGUGAGCGAGGCGGACGAAGACCCGAGCGACGACCGACAACGGAGGAAAAAAAGCCAGGCGAAGCUGUGGUCGAUGGCCGUGAAUCGACUUCACCAGAAGUUCGAGGACCGCAUCGCCGCCCUGAAGAAAGCCCUGGCGACCGGCGAGGGCGCGGCCGCGGAGUCCGGAGAAGACGAGGACUCUCAGGAAGAGUGGUUCCGAGAAGACCCCGAAAAGUCUCGAAAAAACUCCUAUUUGACGGACAUCAUCCUGGACCUCUCGAAGGAUCUGGUUCUCUACAGUCUGGAGGAACUGCAAGCUCAGAGAGUGCUGAUUCUCGCGAGGCUGAGGAAGAACCAAGCGACACUGGUCAAGUCGAAGGCCUCUCUGGCCCAACUGCAGCAAGAAGAGUCUCAACAAGACCUUUCUUCCGGGAGGUACGCCGGCAGGCUCUCGCUGCCCUCCUCCGGCUCCUCCAACGCCCUGGGCUACGGGGGCUUCACGGGGUCGGGCCUGGGCGGAGUGGGAACCAUCGCCAACGCGAUCGGGUCUCGCUCUUCGCGCGCGUCCAAGUCGCGCAUGCUCUUCGUGAGCCAGCAACAGAACGAUACGGACGUGCAAGACGACGACAAAUUCAUGGAGAUGGUGAUCAAGCAAUCCAACACGGCUCACUUCCUGAUGAAGUCCAAGUCAAACGCGACCGACUUCAACCUGAUUUCCAGCGACUCGUUUUCCGAGUACGACCGCCUGUCCUCCUCGAUCCAGGCGCUGACCUCGCAGUGCAAGGACGACCAGCAACUCAUCGAGCAGAUCGACGACGAGAUCCUGUCUCGCCUGGAGCCGGACAUGCUGUCCAGGCGCGAGGCCGAGCAGCACCAGCUCGUGCUGAGCGUCGACCGGUUCCGCUGUUCCGAAAUCCUUUUCCAGCCCUCGAUCAUCGGCCAGGGCCAACAGGGCGUCGUGGAAGCGCUCCUGACCACCCUACAGAGGUACUCCACCGAGCAGAACGUCCUCAGAAGCUACCAGCCCAACCCCGAACCGGAUUUGAGGACCUCCCUGCUCAGAUACCUCUAUCUCACCGGCGGCAACUGUUCCUGGUCCGGCCUGUCCCCUCGACUCUUCAAGUCCCUCGUCUCGGACCUGCCGAUCUCGUGGGCCCAAAACAGGGUCGUUCGCGUGAUCCAGUCCUCCUCUCCUAGCCUCACCGCCUGGAAGGGCGCCGCUCUGUUCGCCAGCAACGAGUACAACCAAGACAAGUACUUCUUGAAGAAGAGCCAGUACGACGAGGAAGGAUGCGACCGCGUCCACGACCACCUGCCCAGGCACUUCGCAUCGAACCAGCCCGCCGCCUGAUCCCCCGGUCGCUCACGCUGUUCGAGACCGCGACGCGCUCGGACUCCUCUUCGCGAGCACGUCUCAUCCUUUCGUGUGCCGAUCGGGCUUUAAAAAAAAAAAAAAAAAAAAAAUUGACGCGCACGGGCGAACAAAAACCGCCAACUGGCUUUAUUUCGUUCUCGACGUUCCUACCAGUAUGAUGAGCACCUAGCGCCGGCCCCGAUGGAUCGCUUCGUUUCUUCGCACGAACUGGAGAAAAACAGGCGCUCCGCGGAAAAAAACCCCGAUGCCGAACCCAGCCAAAGGGGGUCCGCCGACUGUCUAUGGAAGCAGCUGAACGACCGCAAAAGAAUCGAGGAAGAACGCGACAUGGCCAAGGAUUGGCCCGCGCCAGACCAACUCGAACAAAAUGAGCUCAUCUACUACGACUUCUACCGGUCCAAAAUGCGCCACGAAGAGAUGAUCUUGAAUCGUCAACUGGACGAAUUCAAAAAGGCAUCGGUGCUCGCCGCCUCCAAGAAGAAGUCUGACGUCGAUUUGAUUGAACAGAUCGCACUGUCUAAGAAAAAGGCCGUCCAAAGCGAGCGCUGCAAAAAUUCAUCCAACAGCAGCAAGCGACCUCUCAACUCGCUACUGGGCAUCAGGGUUGUUCCCAUCGUCAAGGCCACCGCGUCCUCGUCGACACCACCCCCUCAAAAAUCUGAUUCGGAAAACGGCGACACAGACUCUAAAAAGAAGAAAACCGAGCCAUAGAGAGAGGGGGACCCGUUAGGCCCCGUCCGGCACGCGCGUUGCACCUGCGCUGUGCUCGCGCAAAGCGGGGCCGGCUAAGGCAUAUUCGUCGCACACAUGCCCCUGUGUAUAUCAAUACA
Messenger RNA from Schistocerca gregaria, 4356 nucleotides. RefSeq lists its product as uncharacterized. The transcript has 4 exons. Bases 251 to 3502 code for a protein of 1083 amino acids. Lineage: Eukaryota; Metazoa; Arthropoda; Insecta; Orthoptera; Acrididae. Gene Ontology annotation, cellular component: Ino80 complex; cytoplasm. The record is from RefSeq and is a predicted model, not a curated record. Gene Ontology annotation, biological process: regulation of DNA-templated transcription.